GGCUGAGGCGCGCGGGGGGGGCCGUCUCACGUGCCCCCACCCUCUCCGCACGCAUGGGAAGGCUUUAAGAAACUGCAGCUGCCGCUGCCGCUUCCUCCACCGCCUCUCCGACCUCGCCUCAGUGUUUACCUGCUGCAGCCCCUCUGCCUUAAACGCCGCCUUCGUAGCACCUUUUGGAGCGGCAGGGGAGACGAGAGGGAGUCGCUCGUGGGGCAGAAGAAGGAGGGGGAAAACAAGCCAGUGCUUGCUUCCUAGCUGCCGACGCUUCUUCGGAGCCGCUUGCCUGCCUGUCUCUCAUGCCAUCACAGCAACAAAGAGCACGCUGAGCAGCGGGCGGAGAGGCGCCCGGGCUCCAGGCUCUGCAAACCCGAAAGACGGCGAGUGGACCAUGGCUAGGAAGGGGGAAGCCGCCGCCUCUCCUUACGGUGAACCAAGGAGAUUUGACCCAAAGUUCAGAGGACCUAUUCACAACAGGCAUUGUACAGACGUUCUCUGUUGUGUCAUCUUCGUUGUGGUCAUCCUGGGUUACAUUGCUUUAGGAAUUGUCGCUUGGGUUCAUGGUGACCCCAGAAAAGUGGCUUACCCAACUGACAGCUAUGGGCAAUUCUGUGGUCAAAAGGACACACCUAAUGAGAACAAGACAAUUUUGUUUUACUUUAACAUUCUGAAAUGUGCCAGCCCUAUAGUGCUAAUAAACCUACAGUGCCCUACAACACAGCUUUGUGUCUCAAAGUGCCCAGACAGGUUUGCAACCUACAUAGACAUGCAAUCUUCCUAUAGAUAUAACAAAAGUUAUUGGGAAUACUACAGACAGUUUUGCAAGCCUGGCUUUAGUAAACCAUGGAAGUCUGUGGCCCAAGUUAUGCGUGAUGAAGAUUGUCCUUCCAUGAUAAUUCCAAGUCGGCCUUUUCUUAAGAGGUGUUUUCCUGAUUUCUCCACUAAAAAUGGUGUUCUGACUGUAGCCAAUCAAACUACUUUUAAAGAUGGAAGAGGAAAAACAAGGAAUGUCACUGAUCUCAGGGAAGCUGCAAAGUAUGGAUUCGGCAUCAAUAAUGUUCUUGAUGCAAGAUCAGUUGGGAUGAAAAUUUUUGAAGACUAUGCCAGUUCUUGGUAUUGGAUUUUAAUCGGUCUCUUUAUUGCAAUGGUCAUCAGCUUGCUCUUCCUUGUGCUUUUGAGAUUCAUAGCAGGUGUUCUCUUCUGGAUUUUCAUCUUUGGUGUAAUUGGGAUUAUAGGAUAUGGUAUUUGGCAUUGCUACUGGGAAUAUCAUCGCCUUCAUGGAAUACCUGGCUCUGAUCUUACUAUCUAUGACAUUGGAUUCCAGACAGACUUCAGGGUGUAUCUGCAACUGAGGCAAACAUGGUUAGCAUUUAUGAUACUACUUUGCAUAGUGGAAGUUGUCGUUAUACUGAUGUUAAUAUUUCUCAGAAGUCGAAUCCGAAUCGCCAUUGCACUUUUGAAGGAAGGUAGCAAGGCAAUUGGCUACAUCAUGUCUACAUUAUUCUAUCCAAUCAUCACCUUCAUUCUUACUGCAAUCUGCAUUUCUUACUGGGCAGUGACAGCUGUCUUCCUGGCUACAUCAGGAGAACCUGUGUACAAAGUCAUGGCUAAUCAAAGCCUGUGCAAGUAUGCCAAUCUGACCUGUUACCCUGAGACAUUCAACACAACCAAUGUAACCAAGCUAUGUCCAGGGGCCCAAUGCACAUUUGCUUUCUAUGGUGGAGAAAGCCUGUAUCACAGAUACAUCAUUGUCUUUCAAAUCAGCAAUGUGUUUGUCUUUCUCUGGCUGGUAAACUUUGCAAUUGCACUGGGUCAGUGUACCCUUGCUGGUGCCUUUGCCUCUUACUAUUGGGUCUUGAAGAAACCUGCUGAUAUUCCCGCAUGCCCACUCUUUUCUUCAUUUGGACGUGCAAUACGAUAUCAUACAGGUUCCCUAGCAUUUGGCUCUUUAAUUCUUGCCAUAGUCCAACUAAUUAGAGUAAUCCUGGAAUACAUGGAUCACAAACUCAAAGGUUCACAUAAUGCCUUUGCUAAGUUCCUGCUUUGCUGCCUCAAAUGCUGUUUUUGGUGCUUGGAAAAAUUCCUCAAAUUUAUCAACAGAAAUGCCUAUAUAAUGAUUGCGAUAUAUGGUAAAAACUUCUGCACAUCAGCAAGGGAAGCUUUCUUUCUACUCAUGAGAAACGUGGUGAGAGUUGCAGUUCUGGAUAAAGUGACAGACUUCUUAUUAUUCCUGGGGAAAAUUCUUGUUGCUGGAGGUGUGGGGGUCCUAGCUUUCUUUUUCUUCACACAUAGGAUACCAGUAUUCACACAAGAAGCACCAUCACUGAAUUACUAUUGGGUCCCACUCUUGACUGUCAUUAUAGGUUCUUAUCUAGUUGCACAUGGCUUCUUCAGUGUCUAUGCAAUGUGUGUUGACACACUUUUCCUCUGCUUUUGCGAAGACUUGGAAAGGAAUGAUGGAUCUACAGCAAAACCCUACUUCAUGUCAGCUAGCCUACACCGAAUUCUGGGGAAGAAGGAACUGAGUCCUAAGAAGUUAAUGGGAUAAUGCUUAAAAUAAUUGUGAAAAUGGCAACAGUGUCAAUUUUUAGAGGAGGAAAAAAGCAGGAUGCAUAUUAUUUAGGCAAAAGGGUUUUUUUAAGUAUAAAUGAUGCUUUUGAUUAAUGAGUGAUUGCUUUGUACUAUCUAAAAAUGAGCAAAUGGGCAACAUUUAAAACAAUUAUUUAACAGCUGUGAAACAAGGCCACAUCAUCAUUUUUAUAGAGUGCCUAUGGAAAAGCGUAAAUGUGAAGCUUUUUUUAAUCUUUAGCUCUUAGUGUUUUAAUAACUUUUCUAACUCAAGAUUUUGCUGUUUGAAAUUACAGCCAUUUUGAUAAAUUUUUUUAUAGGUGUAUAUUUGUAAAGGAUAUUCAGGCAAUUUUUGAAAGCACUACAGUGAUUCCUUACUAGCCAUAAACAGAUCAAGACUAUAGGUAACCAGCAGGUGGUCCCAAAUUUGUAAUUAUGGUGCUAUGGCUGUAUUUUUACUGUACAUGCUGGUUGACAGCUCCUUAAACUGUGAUUAAAUUGUAAUAAUGGUUCCCUAUGACGAAGGGCACAUUACUAUGCCAGUCACCUCCACUACAAAUGGUAUAUAUAAGGAAAAAAAUAUUAGUAUCAUACUGAUUCAUCUUCAAGAACAUAAUGAAACAGUACCAAUUGUUUAGAUUGCUUAGAAUAAGAGUCAUAUUAUUAAGAAUAAACUGUUUAAGAAAGUUCUUAUGCCAGAAAUAUCAGUUUAGGGAUACAAACUAGGCCAAGCAAUAGCCUUUUCCUUCUGAUGCAAUAUUAAAUCUGUGAUGUAAUUUUGAAAUAUUAUUAAUGGUACUGUUUAAGGGUGCCAUGUUUUUGUCCUGUGUUAUAUAAAGAUUUAGAUCUAACUGAAAUACUCAAAGAAUAAAAUUCAACUUAGUACUGUGUUUGCCCCUGUGGAGGAAGUCCUUCUGGACUAUCCAUCAACCCCUGGAAGCCCCAGUUUGGGUGUCUGCCUUUGAAGAUUUUUCUUUGCUUUGCAGCUAAUAUAGACAGAGAGAGGGGGGAAGAAAGAGAAUUAGAUAAGUGAGGCUUAAGUUGCUUUGAGCCUCUUGUACACUAUUUAUGUGAACAUCCAUUUUUCAUAAAAGAGAAGAGAGGCUUGUGUCCUGUAAAUCAGCACUGUGACCCAUCACCAAUUAAAGCAAGAACUACUUUAGAGCCUCAUGUAAGAAAACACCCAGUGACUGAAUAUCCAAACUCAAUAUUCCACAUAAUAAAGUGGAAAACUGUCUGAACACUGAUUCGUAAUGGCAAGUGUGGUUUUUAUUAUUUUAACUUUCUGAAUUUAAAGUGAAGAAACAUAUUUCCAUCAGCUUUGAAAGGCAAAUGACCAUGUUGUUCCAUAGACAGCAAUGGGAAAGUGCUAACUGUGCCAAGAUUAUAAAUUGAUAUUAGAGGAGUCCAGCACUCUUACAGGUCAAAUGUGUCUUACUAUAUGUGCUUAUUAGUGGAAGCUGAGUGAGUCAACAAAAUUGCAGAAAAAUGAGAGGCAUUUUCAUAUUUCUACCCUUUGGUUAAGGGCUUGCUCUAAGUUAGCUUCCUUUAUUCACCUUGACCUAUAAAAUAAUUGCAGGUCUCAGCUGAACUGCAAGGAUAUAAUUUCAGCUUUUGUUCUUAAAUCAUGAGAGGCUUCUGAGUUUAGUGUGGCAUGUUUUUUUAAAAAUACAAUAUCAUUUUGAGCUCCCUAACCCUUCAACAUUGUAGCCCUUCAUUAAGACAAAAGUGACUGGCUACUUAGACAGGAUUUUAGCCUGAUUUUCAGAUUUGAUAUGCCAGCAUAUAUUCAGGGUUGAUGGUACCUCUCGUUAUGCCCAAGAUCAUAAGAUACGAACCUCCAUACAGACUUGUGGGGUCCAUUUGGACCCUAAGUGCACUUUUCAUUGUUGAGCUGAGAAUCCUGUAACUGGAGCCUUCCCAAAUUCAUUCAGGUGAACAGUUUGAACCCCACAUAGCCAUUUCCUUUCAGAUUUUUCCCCUCUGUCUGUUAUACUGAAUCUGGUAUAAAAGGAAGGGAGGAGUCCAUCAAGUAACCUUUAACAGGGCUAGCAUAGAACCUGAACACUUUUUUAACCCUCCUGUUGCAAAUUUGCCAGGAAGUCAAUUCUCUUGAAAUACGUAAGGUUCAUUUCAGGUGAAUGUAUUUUGGAUUGGGGUGUUUAAAUCUUAGGGAACUUGCAAAAACUAGAGAUCAGAAAUGCAUUUAAUUAUUUACUAUGCAUACUUAAGGGCAUACUUUCACUCCAGAUGAAUGUGGUCAUAAGUUUGGAUCCAGAGAAAAGUCAGAUGAAGGGGGUGGUAGAAAUUGACUUUCCAACCUGGUCCUCAUCUCAGCUCCUGAAAAGCUUCUUCGGAGUGUCAGUGGACUCUGUUGAAUGGGAUGGGCUAUGAGGGGAAACGGACUCCUUGAAAACAUUUCACAGGCAGGGCUUUCACUUGAGGAAGGUGCCUCCACUUGAUUUUCAGAAAUCUCCCCCAUACCACAGCUCACCCUCUUCACAGGAUCCCCCAGCUCUCGGGAAAGGAGAUACCAGGGAAAGGAGGGGCCAGGAAAGUCAGCUUCUGCUAGACCCUUUCUCCAGGCUUUCUGUGGUUCAACCAUAACAUUUAUUUUCUAAGUCACAGACAUAAUUGGAGCUUGGAAAUAGAUAUAUUAUUUGGGCUGUUGAUCAUUUACAAACUAUAGAUGUCAUCCAGGACUGGUUUUUGAGAACUGUUCUGUGAUGGCUAAAUUAUAUUGCCCCAAAUCCUGCUGUAGUUAGCAAGCAAUAAGCAAUUCAGAACAACUGGUUCUGAAAGCAGAUGUGCGUUGCCAUCAAAAGAUGCAUCAGGCCAUUUCAGUAGGGUUGAAUUCCACAUGACUAUGCAGAUGGGAUGAGUAUGAAUCUGCACUGGCAGCAAGCUGCUCAUACAGAAACAUAUGUUGUGCUGAAUCAGGCCAACAGAGUACAGUCCAACACAGUUACUCUGGGCUGUAUUGUUCAAUCGUCCUGCUUUAGAAAUUAAUAGAAUAAUUCCAGUUGUUCCCAAUUAGACAGGAUUUUAGCCUGAUUUUCAGAUUUGAUAUGCCAGCAUAUAUUCAGGGUUGAUGGUACCUGUCGUUAUGCCCAAGAUGCAGAGCUUGGAAAAGUUACUUUUUUGAACUACAACUCCCAUCAGCCCCAGCCAGCAUGG
Rhineura floridana is the source of this 5742-nucleotide messenger RNA. It is a transcript of the gene SLC44A5, whose product is annotated as solute carrier family 44 member 5. Gene Ontology annotation, molecular function: transmembrane transporter activity. The transcript has 22 exons. The coding region runs from base 389 to 2545 and encodes 718 amino acids. The record is from RefSeq and is a predicted model, not a curated record. Gene Ontology annotation, cellular component: membrane. NCBI's taxonomy places the organism in Eukaryota, Metazoa, Chordata, Lepidosauria, Squamata, Rhineuridae. Gene Ontology annotation, biological process: transmembrane transport.